UAAAGCUGAGGCCGCUCUUUCAGUAGCCCCAGGAUACAAAAAAAAAGAAAACUUUUCCUGAAAUCUCCGAAUCCAAAUCCAAUCUCAGUGCAUCAGAUGAGCUUUGAAGCCUGCAAUUUGUGAACGCCUUCCUUGAUUGACAUCAAUGUUUUGUGAACGCCUUCCUUUCAAUCAUAUUUUACAUGAUAUUGAUUUUUCUGGUCAUUUGUUUGUAGUUUCUACUUUUUGUCUUUGUCUAAUAUUACUAUUUCCUCGGAAGUAUCACAAUCACAGCAUCAGCAAACAGGAAUCAUUACUAUUUCCUCGGAAGUAUCACAAUCACAGCAUCAGCAAACAGGAAUCUACAACGAGUUGCAUUAGACGAGGACAACUUCUACAGUUCCACCUUCAAGAGGACCCUCAACACUCUCAAGAGCAAAAGGAUGACGUUGACAACGACAAAUCAGACGCAGACGUCCGCAUCUCCAUCUUCAGCGGCCGUUGGAAUUGGAAAGGAUAUCCGAAGUGAGUUGGAUCCCCAAAGAGAGUCUUCGUCGAAGGCAAACAAAGAUGCAAAAGGUCCGACAUUCGUCUUCACUAGAAGAGACCUCGAGCGAAUCGUCUACGAUCAAUUUCAAUUUGAACCGGACUACAUCCGCGGCCAGCCCGGGCGCGGUUGCUCGCGACUUCGCUUGUUUGGUGAGGAUGAACUCCCAGAGGUGAUUUUGUUUCGAGACCAUCAUGCUUGGUGUCCGUUUUGCCAGAAAGCAUGGAUUUUACUGGAAGAGUUGCAAAUUUCCUAUCUGGUGAUCAAGGUGACGAUGUACAAUUACGGCGAAAAAGAAUGGUGGUACUCGAAGUACAUCCAUCAAGACGGCACGUUUCCGAGUCUGAUCAUCCUGAAAUCGCAAAGCGCGCGAAAGCUCGCACUGCAAGACAGCCUGGAACGGGCGGAAGAAGUGCGGCAAAGGAGGGAAAGUGUUCGGGCGAAAGCGGUCGACGUUGAAGAGAAGAAUUCGAGUGACGACAAGAACUCCUCGAGUAUUCCUGUACGAGGAGACGAUGGUAAUAUUAACAAAAGUGGGCGGAAAUCGUCGAGAACUUCUUCUAGCACUUCUGGUGGGAGCUUCUCAACAGCAGCGUUCUCGCCAAAUCAAAGAGUGUCGAAGUCCAAGUCCGAGUUGGAUUUUCAGCAUGACCCGGGAGAUCCGAGACGGGGAAAUCAGCCGAUCUCCAAAGCUGACUAUGAACUGGUAAACGAUAGCACACCUGUGAUGGCACGACUGGUAAAACUCAGCUUGGAGAAGGAGAGAACUCUAGAAGUGCUGCUAGAGCAUGAUCUUUCCCAACCUAGUUGGGACUUGAAUGACAAACGAACCGCAGCAAUUUGUUUCAACCUAGUUGAAGGGAAAUUGUUGGCUCACUUCUACCGUUGGUUGUCGUGUCAGCGUUGUAACUGGACUGACGAAAACGCGCAGGCAAUAGAAAAGGACAAUGCUCGACUAUUUCGCGAAGUGUGCGGGGAGGUCGAGAAGCUAAUCGGGCAGACACCGGAGUCUCCUUUCUUGUUGAGUUAUUUCAGCGUCUCCGACUGUGUCAUGGCACCCUGGCUAGAACGAAUGAUUAUGAGUGUGGAAUGUAGUUACUAGUUCUUGCUUCGAACUUGGUCUCUUUUUGCUACAACUCAGAGUACAUGUAGAUGUACAUGUACGAGACGAGACAACUUACUAGGAGACCUAUUUCCUAAUGCUAGUCUACAAAUGCUAGUCUUCUACAACAACUCUUCUAUUCCCCUGCUCCCCUACCCGUAUCCUCCUGUCCUUUCCCGUCCUUUCUAACUCCUACGCUCAGUUGUUCUACUACAAGGCGUUUGACAUGCGAGCAGAAUUUCCGGUCAUCGCAAAGUGGUUUCAAGCAAUGGAAAGCAGGCCCAGUUACAUGAUGAGCAAAGCCGACUUUUUCACGCAUACACACGCUAUUCCACAUCGCAUUAGACCCUGUUAUUUCGACGAGUGGAACGUUUCACCUGAGAAGUUAGCGGCCUGUUGGCAAGCAGUUGAAGCGGGGGCAGAGGAAGUGCCGGACUACUUCGACAGAGGAGCCAGAAGGUCUCCACGAACAUCAACAGAGCAAGUCGAAGCCGCACUAGAAGCAGCUCAUCGGGUUCUAAUUUUUUGGGACGUGCUUAGGGAGAAAACAACGGAGAUAGAAGGUAUAACAACUCCUGUUAGCAAAGUUAGCAAAAAAAACAGUUCUUUAGGAGUAAAUGCGAAUUAUACCGGUGAUUCCUUCGACUUGGCAAUGCGUCUAGUACUUACUAGGUUGCUUAAGCCGCUGUUGGGAUCGUCCACCGCGCAAGAAGCGGAACGCCUAGGGAGCUCUCUUGGAGAUGCACUUGACGAAAGUCAGAAAGCCGAGAAUCCACAAGAUGUGCUGCGUGUCCUGCAAUACUACAAGGAUCGCAUUUCGAUCCCGCGUGAUAUGAGUUACCACGCCGGCAAGCGCCUACGACGAGUCAUGUUUUCGGUAAUUCGAGAUCUUGCGACGGACGCAGGCAUGAGUGUGGAGUCGCCGUUUCCGAUCCCCUAUAAAAACAGAUUUGACGUGAGGCCUGACAAGUUUGUCGGCAAGGAGCACUAUAAACAUGUACCUAAGGUGAUAAAACGCAUACUGGAAGCACCACAAAUGCCUUGAUGUGCCUAACCAACAUGCAAGUAGACGUAACUUGUAGAAGGUACAAUUUGACUGAAAGACCACUCACAUCCACUUGACCACGUGGUAAAAGAGGGCACAUGACAUAUUGACAUGACGGCUGUGCUUAGCUUUGGUAGGAGUAGGAUAGAACAACAUGAUGAUCCUUCUAAUAACCUCUUAAGCUACUUUGGUUUUAGGUCUUUUCUGUUGUUCGUGCUUACUUUAGGGAGACACACAACAUUCGUGAGCACUUAGCAUCUGUAGAUUCUAUUUCCUAGUUCUAUUUGAUUGAUAUGCAGUGUAAAGUGAUUUGAAGAGCAUAUUGACAGUUGGAUUCACUCAACAGGUCUUGGACUGGAGAUUUCUAGUACUUGAGUCUUUUCGAUAACGAAAGGUUUCCACAUGAGCGGCGACAUGCGUAGUAUGAAUCAGAGUCCUCG
Molecule: messenger RNA, 3113 nt
Organism: Amoebophrya sp. A25
Lineage: Eukaryota; Dinophyceae; Syndiniales; Amoebophryaceae
Source: the annotation of a GenBank genome assembly